Molecule: messenger RNA, 525 nt
Organism: Theileria annulata
Lineage: Eukaryota; Apicomplexa; Aconoidasida; Piroplasmida; Theileriidae
Exons: 4
Coding region: 1-525 (174 amino acids)
Source: RefSeq, a predicted model, not a curated record
AUGCUAGACCAUCUAAAUAAUUCAUUAACUCCCAACCUUCAUGGGGAGAUAACUCUUGAUAAGGUUGCCCACGUGAAGGACGAGACAGUACGGUUUUUGGAGAAGCGUAGCUUCGAUUUGGUGUCUUUUACAUACUCAUAUGAGCCGGAAAGAGCUCCAGAAAUAAACAAAAUGCUUGAAGAUGAUUUGGAUAAUCUGUUACUAAACUCCCAUAGACAACUAGCAUAUCAUCGACUAUACGGUGAUAAUAAGACUAACGUGGCACAGUAUAAUUCAAAUUUAAGACGACUAGAAAUAUUAGCAAAAGAGGUUGAAUCGUGCUAUGAUCGAUUUCAAGCUGUCAAAAAAAAUAAUCCAGAUCCAACAAAAGUUGCAAUAAUACAUAUAUUUGGAGUUGAUGACUUGGAGAAAAGGGUACAGCAGUCUUUGAACCAACUAGAAAUACUAAAGAAAACAUUUGAUAACUUGCAAGAAAAUUGUAAAAGUUUACUAGAAAAUUCGUUACACUUGAGAAGAAUGGUAUGA